Molecule: messenger RNA, 933 nt
Organism: Rotaria socialis
Lineage: Eukaryota; Metazoa; Rotifera; Eurotatoria; Philodinida; Philodinidae
Source: the annotation of a GenBank genome assembly
AUGUUGAAAGAUUCGAAAUUUUCAUCACAUCUUCUUCAUUUAUCGCAAUUACAAACUAUUAAUCAUAAAACUUUGGAUGAAUAUCGAGAUCGUCUAAAAACUUAUGAAGAUUAUCUUUGGUUUGGUAAACCUGAUCAAAUAUCAGCUAUUGAAUGUUCCCGACGUGGUUGGGCAUGUAAAUCAAAUGAUUUGAUUGAAUGUGUCAAUUGCCAUGCACAAAUAGCCGCUCAAUUGCCUAGUGUUCUUAAAAAGGAUCUAUAUACGGAAUGUAUAGAAAAUAUUUUCCGAUCUCUGGUUGAUUCUCAUCAUCGAUAUUGUGUAUGGAAAUUUAUGAUUAUACCUGAGUCAAUAGUACAACUUACAGAUAUUUUUUCAAAUGAAACAGUAAAUACAUUAUUAAAAGAAGCAGAAAUUUUUUUAUCACGCAUUCAUCGAAUUACUAUUGUUGGUCAAUUACAAACAAUGUUUCAAAUUGAAGCAACAGAUUUCGAUCUUUUAUCUAGUUCACAUUUAAAUGAUCCACAUUUAUUAUCUGCUUUUAAAAUUCUUGUUUUCUAUUGGAAAUUUAAUAAUUCAUCAUUAAUGUGUGAUAAAUGUUGUCGAGAAAUUCAUAUUGAUAUGAAUCAUCUUACAUUUGAUCCUAUUUUAUCGCAUCGUGCUUGGUGUCCCAUUUUAAAAAAUGAUCAAUGGAAAAAACGUAUUGAGCAAAUUGAAAAUAUUCUUUAUAAAACAUCACGAAAUAAACUCAGCAACAUAAAAGCAAAUAAUGACCAAAUGGAACAGAUUCUUCCUGACAUAAUAUCAACACAAAAUCUUUUUCAUGAAUUAAUAUCAAGUAAAGAAUAUUAUCGGUCAUGCGUACAAAGUACAUUUGUUGACAAUACAGCAACAUCAGAUAUGGAUCGCGAAAAUAAUAAAUCAAUGUCAUCAUAA